Salvelinus namaycush (lake trout) is the source of this 2067-nucleotide messenger RNA. RefSeq names its product membrane-bound transcription factor peptidase, site 2 (gene mbtps2). The transcript is spliced from 11 exons. The record is from RefSeq and is a predicted model, not a curated record. The coding region runs from base 134 to 1642 and encodes 502 amino acids. Gene Ontology annotation, molecular function: metalloendopeptidase activity; protein binding. Lineage: Eukaryota; Metazoa; Chordata; Actinopteri; Salmoniformes; Salmonidae. Gene Ontology annotation, biological process: membrane protein intracellular domain proteolysis; regulation of response to endoplasmic reticulum stress. Gene Ontology annotation, cellular component: cytoplasm; membrane.
AGUGGCGUCGCACAGUGGUGAAGUAAACAGUCGGUUAGCGACAAUAUAGAAUCAUGAGCUUCUCUGUAUAACCGUAUAGAGAUUGAGUGUGUUAUAUUUCUUCUCCCUGUAUGUGUCUGUUCUUCCUCUCGCCAUGAUUCCCGUGCCGCUCGUGGUGUGUGUUUUGGGCGGCUGGUGCUUCGUCUAUCUAACAGACGUGCUUCUGAAGUUGUCUGAGUCAUAUGGUCAUUGUUAUGAGAUGUGGCUAGGGUCAAAGGGUCUGUCUCUCUCUCCGUUCCACAUCCGCUGGCAGACCUCCCUCUUCAACCGCCUCUUCUCACGCUGCGCUCGCAUCAACCCCCACGCCCUCUACCUCUGGUUUACCAGUGGUCUAGUGUUUGGGCUGGUGUCUAUGUGUGGUUCGGUGGUGCUGCUAAUUAGAACCCUGCAGCAGACUAUCAAUCAGAUGACAUCAGACCACCCUCAGGGAGCCAAUCAACAGACACUACAGGUGGUGGUCCCAGGUAUAAACCUGCCAGUCAGUCAGCUGGCCUACUUCUUCUCUGCUCUGCUGGUCAGUGGGGUCAUACACGAACUGGGCCAUGCCGUGGCAGCAAUAAGGGAGCAGGUACGUGUGAAUGGUUUCGGUGUGUUUGUUUUCGUGGUGUAUCCCGGAGCUUUCGUAGAUCUCUUCACCACACAUCUCAACCUCAUCUCACCUGCCCAACAGCUACGCAUCUUCUGUGCAGGGGUGUGGCAUAACUUUGUGCUGUGUGUAGCAGCAUUGUGUUUCCUCUUCCUGUUGCCUGUCUUCCUGUUUCCUGUUUACUACACUGGGGCUGGAGCCCUCGUCACCGAGGUGGUGCAGGGCUCUCCUGCAGACGGUCCUAGAGGUCUGUCAAUAGGUGACAUGGUGACCGGGCUUGAGGACUGUGAUGUCAGAACCGUAGAGGACUGGAACUCCUGUCUCACAAUCCACACACACACACCCCAGACUGGAUACUGUGUCCCAACACACACCCUGCAACCCAGCUGGGCCCACGGUCGAGUCUACAGGAGGUUGGAUACCUCUAUAGAAUGCUGCAGUAACAACAGUCUGACUGAUCUUUGCUUCUCCUACACCAAACUACAGGAGAAGGAGUAUGCGUGUCUCCCGGCUCGUAAGAUGCUGUCUGGCAGCCGUGUGUGUCGCAGCAACGCAGACUGCCUCACACACACACAUCUUGACACAGACCCUGACACACACUCACCCAGUGUCUGUGUCACACCUUCACUGGAGAACCAGACCAGGUUGAUCCGGCUUACUCAUCCACCCAAUACACAGAUGCUGUUUGUGGGGUACCCUCCUCACCUCCAAUAUGCAGUCAGUCUGACCAACUUUGCUCCUCGCUUCGGCUUCCUGAACCUGGACCUCCCGGUUGUCAUGGAGACCUUCUGCAAAUACGUUGUGUCCCUGUCUGGAGCGUUAGCCGUGGUCAACUCUGUUCCAUGCUUCGCCCUUGAUGGCCAAUGGAUGCUCUCCGCUCUGCUGGAGGCCACGCUGGUCACUGUGGUUACAGAUCGGCAGCACCGCGAACUGAUUGGCUUUUUCCUGUUGCUGGGAGGAAGUGCUCUGCUGGCUGCUAAUGUAGCGCUGGGGCUGUGGAUGGUUACUGCCCGGUAACGGUAACUAUGACUACCAACCACCACCAACGCCUCCAUGGCAACCAACGCCAAGAGACUAUCUCCCGGGGUGCUGUGCCGUGCCUCCGCACAAAGGCAUUGUGGGUCUCUUCCUGCUCGUCUCUGAGAGAAAGACUCCAGUUCCCAUCAGGCACUGCGGUGCACAUGGUGACUAAGGGAUGCUGGGGAAAUUUUGUGUUCAGCUGCACCUUCUCUGCUCUCGUGUGUGUGUGUGUGUGUGUGUGUGUCGCGUCACACGCGCUGUGAAGAGGUAUGUGUUUCUGUUUUCUAGGGAAUUCAUGAUACAUUGUUGUUUUAUCUAUUUGUCUCCUCUCUGUCUCUUUGUCUGUCUGUCUCUCAAUUUAAUUUAAUUCAAGGGCUUUAUUGGCAUGUGAAACAUAUGUUAACAUUGCCAAAGCAAGUGAA